Molecule: messenger RNA, 1197 nt
Organism: Volvox carteri f. nagariensis
Lineage: Eukaryota; Viridiplantae; Chlorophyta; Chlorophyceae; Chlamydomonadales; Volvocaceae
Exons: 10
Coding region: 1-1197 (398 amino acids)
Molecular function (GO): nucleotidase activity
Source: RefSeq, a predicted model, not a curated record
AUGCUCUUGCUCCAGCAUAGAGACAGGCCAGGCGCGCAUUUCGCGCUUACACGGUCACGCUCGUCCACUAUCUCAGUCCGCGCAGCACAGCCUUGCCUGGUGCUGUCCAACGAUGAUGGCGUCGAGAGCUAUGCACUCCAGUCCUUGGCUGCCAGACUUCGUAAGGAGACAGGGCACAGAGUUCUCGUGGUUGCCCCAGCUCGUAACAAAAGCGCAGCGAGCAUGGGCCUUACCCUCCGGUACGACAUGGAACUGCGUGUACGACCAGAUCUGGGACCAGACACAUACGCCUUAGCGGGCACCCCCACGGAUUGCAUGAUGGUGGCCUUGGACGCGACAAAAGGCCUUAUGCGGGCGCUGGAUCUUCACCCCAUCCUGGCGCUGUCCGGGCCCAACUACGGUCCCAACAUGGGGACGGAUGUGCUGCUGAGCGGCACGGUGGGCGCAGCGCGUACGGCAGGGCUGUACGGCGUCCCUUCCCUGGCCUCUAGCAGUACCAGUACGGAUAAAAGCUCGGCGCUGGACAAUGCAGUGGAAGCGACGUUGGCUCUGGCCGGGAUGGCCCUGGAGGCCCUGGGUUGCCGGCCUGCUCGUAACUGGCCCCGAAACCACGUCGUCGUGGGAGGCAUUGGGCGCCGGCACGUGGCCUCCACAUGCGAGUACGAAUCCCUUCCGCACAAUUGGGUGAUGGAUGUUGAGCAGGUUCUUGUGGACGCAUUUCAAGACGGGGAUGUGUUCCUAAACCUCAAUGUGCCCGCGGAGUGGCGACCAGGAAGCGGCAGAGUGGCGACCACGGGAUUGGGGCUUAUGUUUUACCGCGAUUCGUACGUGGUUUCGGUGCCCGGGCGACCUAACAUGCUGGUGACCUCCGCUGAUGCAUCCAUUGUAAAGGCCAACGGUAACGGUAACGGCAACGGUGCUAUCGGCACAAGUAGCGACGAGCCGCAAUGCGCUACUGUCAACGGGAACGGCAACGGUGACGCCUUCAAGACGGAUGUCGUACAGGAUAUUGCGGAGGCACUGGCUGCCGGGCUUCCCGUUGUGUAUAAUAACGCGUACGACACGCGCCGUACCAUGCAAAUCGAUCGCAGUGACGUCAUGGCGUUGCAGUCCGGUCACGUCUCCAUCUCCACUCUGCAGGCCCAGGGUAACGGCGGCGAGUCAGGCCGGAUGAUCACGGUGAUGGUGGCGUGGUGA